Messenger RNA from Nanorana parkeri, 5185 nucleotides. It is a transcript of the gene SSH2, whose product is annotated as slingshot protein phosphatase 2. Gene Ontology annotation, cellular component: cytoplasm. The transcript has 16 exons. Gene Ontology annotation, biological process: negative regulation of actin filament polymerization; actin cytoskeleton organization; protein dephosphorylation. NCBI's taxonomy places the organism in Eukaryota, Metazoa, Chordata, Amphibia, Anura, Dicroglossidae. The record is from RefSeq and is a predicted model, not a curated record. Gene Ontology annotation, molecular function: actin binding; protein tyrosine/serine/threonine phosphatase activity. The coding region runs from base 96 to 4337 and encodes 1413 amino acids.
GGCGUGAGCGUGAACCCCGGGAUCUCUCCAUUCUCCCCGGGAUAAGAAUGACAGCCCGGUGGUGGCGACGGCUCCAGUGCUCCUCCGGCUACUAGAUGGCUCUUGUUACGGUGCAGCGAUCCCCCACCCCCAGCACCACCUCCAGCCCCUGUGUGUCGAAUUCACAGUUGGAAGAAAGUGAAACUGAAGUUUUCUGCUGCCAGUGUGAAGAUACAGAACACUUAAAUGGUACCAAUGAAGCAGACAGUGGGGAGGAAGAAUGCCGAUCACAGCCCAGAAGCAUCAGUGAAAGUUUCCUGACAGUGAAGGGGGCUGCCUUAUUUCUUCCACGUGGAAAUGGCUCCUCUACUCCAAGAAUCAGCCAUAGACGCAACAAACAUGCAGGGGAUCUCCAGCAACACCUACAGGCCAUGUUUACACUUCUCCGGCCAGAGGACAACAUCCGCUUGGCCGUGAAGUUGGAAAGCACCUACCAGAACCGUACACGUUAUAUGGUCGUUGUUUCCACUAAUGGAAGGCAGGACACAGAAGAAAGCAUUGUGCUGGGAAUUGAUUUUGCAUGCAAUGACAGCAGUUCCUGUACGAUGGGGCUUGUUCUUCCUCUCUGGAGUGAUACUCUUAUUCAUUUGGAUGGGGAUGGGGGGUUCAGUGUGUCAACAGAUAACAGGGUUCACGUAUUCAAGCCAGUGUCUGUUCAAGCCAUGUGGUCUGCACUGCAAAGCUUGCACAAAGCCUGCGAGGUAGCCCGUGCCAACAACUACUACCCAGGCAGCCUUUUCCUAACAUGGGUUAGUUACUACGAGAGUCACGUCAACUCUGACCAGACUUCAGUCAACGAAUGGAACGCUAUGCAGGAUCUGCAGUCCCGUCGCUCUGAUUCUCCUGUGCUUUUUACUGAUGUACCGACAGAGCGAGAACGUACAGAACUCCUAAUUAAAAUUAAAUUAAGAGAAAUCAUGAUGCAAAAGGACCUGGAAAAUAUAACAUCUAAAGAGAUCCGGACAGAGCUUGAAAUGCAAAUGGUGUGUAACCUGAGGGAAUUCAAAGAGUUUAUCGACAAUGAGAUGAUUGUCAUCUUGGGACAGAUGGAUAGCCCCACUGAAAUCUUCGACCAUGUGUACCUGGGCUCAGAAUGGAACGCUUCUAAUUUGGAAGAUUUACAGAACAGAGGGGUCAGGUACAUCUUGAACGUUACACGUGAAAUUGAUAACUUUUUUCCCGGAGUGUUCGAAUAUCACAAUAUCCGAGUAUAUGACGAGGAAGGCACUGAUCUACUGGCUUAUUGGAACGAUGCAUACAAAUUCAUCUCUAAGGCAAAGAAACAUGGAGCUAAAUGUCUAGUGCACUGUAAAAUGGGAGUGAGCCGCUCCGCUUCCACUGUGAUUGCUUAUGCUAUGAAGGAAUACGGCUGGAAUUUGGACAGAGCAUUCGAUUAUGUGAAGGAGAGACGCACAGUAACCAAACCUAACCCUAGUUUCAUGAAGCAGCUUGAGGAAUAUCAAGGCAUUCUGUUAGCAAGCAAGCAGAGGCACAACAAGCUAUGGCGCUCUCACUCGGAUAGCGACCUCUCAGAUCACCACGAGUCUAUCGGCAAAACAGGAAUGGACCUGAGUAAAAAGGACAUUACAUCAUCAGCAGAGCAGCUCUCAGACAUACAUCAUUCCUUUACACUGGGACCUCAAAUGGAGAACUGUAACCCAAAUUGCCCUAACAGCAACUCCUUGUGCAACACAACACAAUCACAUUUUGAGUUUACAUCUUGUGACUUUCACACUGGACAAAUAGAGGACAUUCUGAACCUCAACACCAUGAAUGGGUGUCUGGCACGAUGCUGCUUGGACAAGUCUUCUGUCUUCCUAGACAAUUGUAGACCUGAAAGACUGUCUGGAGAUGUAUCUUCACAUUCUGAAUCUUUCACUGAUAGAAGUGCUGAGCUGCAGGACUUUAUGCUGGAAGAUAUGGAGAAAGACGCACUGAAGAAUGAUGUGAACCUCCUGCCUAUGAGGGAGCUUGAAUCACAACCAGGUGAACCCCCAGAAUCCCCUUACCAACCUUCUUUUACAUCUCAGUCAGAGGACAUGAGUGCGGAUAGGAUUGAUUUCCUAAGUGCACUGGAAAAGUUUGUUGAAUUAUCUCAGGAGAAUCGGCCACGCACAUGCUCCACCACCCGGGCAGAGGAGCAACUCAGUAAUGUUAGAAAUGGGGGCCUAAAAGGAUCUUGGCCUGAAAAUGUCAUCUCUGAAAGCCCAGUGGAUAAGCUACGAGUUAGCCCUGAUAUCGGCACACCACAAGUUUCUGAAGACUCGUCUACAGAUGAGGAGCAGCCAAAGGAGAUUUCUGAGCAAAAAGACCAUCUCUCCAAAUCUCACUCAGAAAAUGGAAUAUCUGUGAAAGAGAUUGUAACAGAGAUCGAGUCCUUCAACCAGGGAGUAGGCCAGUGCCAACAAAAAACAGACAAUCUGUCUAGCCAAGUACAAGCACCAAAGAGAAACACAAUCCACGAUUUGUCACUUGAAGCUGUUUGUGAGCCAGAAAAUGGCAGCAAGUCUCCAGGGUGUGAGGGUGGAACAGCACCGUUACAGGAUAAGCCUAAUGAUCCAAAGUGUCAAGAGGGAAAACAAAGUUCUGAGGAGGAUAGUGAAAAUUCAAAUGAGACAAAUGACCAACAGGAUCUUUGUGGCCAGGCUCCUAAGUUGUGUGUAGGCUCUGUCCGAAGAGCCACAAUGGAGUUUGAGGAACGUCUAAGGCAAGAACAAGAACAGCAGCAUAUCACUGCUGUGGUAGUCCGAAAAAAUUCAAAGAAUGAUGCAGCAGUUUGCGACGCACCUACAAAGUGUAGGCUUGAAGACUCUUCACUUGAUAUUUUAGAUCACGAAAGGGAUACAAGGGUUAGACUAAAAAUUACAGGGUUUGAGGCUGCAGAAUCUCCCAGAUCUGAGCCAUCUACAGAUUCACAAUCAUCUCUGCUGUUUGAGCCUCUUUCUGAGCAGGAAAAACAGGACACCAGCCAUAUAGGGCUUGCAGUUAAACCUGAAGGAGCAGGGAACGAGCUCCAGUCGCCUACUACAGCUGAAAUCCUCGAGAGAACAAACGAGUCAGAACAUUUUCCAAAGAGGAUAGAAUUAGAUGAUGGCAUUGAAAUAAAGUUGUAUGAUAGUAAUGACAACAUUUCUCUGCAGGAUUCUGUAAUAUAUACUGGGGAAGUAGCUGUGGACUCGGAGUGUCAUCAUCUGCCAUUAGAAGCACCUUUAAGAAAUGUCUGUGCAAGCACAUCAGACAGUUCGGCACAUAUAGAAAACCUGCCUUUGCUCAAUUCACCAAAAUCAGGAUCUCCAAACUUGUCCUUUCCUGUCGAUAGCCCAAAGGAAGAGCUCAGUGUAAUAGAAUUGAAAGAUCCUUCAGAUUUUUCCAGUACUAAUUAUUUAUGUCACCCAUGUUCCAUUGUUUUAGAAGGUGCUACUGAAGAGUGCACCAGUACAGAUGAGGAUUUUGGCAACCUGUCAAAUUGCACAGACAAAUACAGCAGUGACUUCUUUUUGGGUGAGAGUGAGUUGAUGGAAAGGGAAGCAGACAGUGCCUUGUCACAAUUGAGUCCUGAAGAUCUUAACUUAAUCAAUAAACUCACUGAGAAUAUACGAGAACUACAUGAAGUAUUGGACGUCUCCGCUUUAUCUUUUGGCCUUCCCCAUAGCUCUAGUAGUGACAGCAUCAAAGACUCUGGAAACAGUCCCGGUGUUGUCAAGCAAAGAGCAAAAGAAAUUGAGGCACGGAUUCGGCAAGCUGGUCUCACCACUCCGUCCCAAAUGAAACGUUCUGCAUCUCUGGCCAAACUGGGCUGUUUAGAGCUUUCUAAGGAUGAUUUAUCCGAGAGAGAAUCUGUCUCAUCGGACAAUAACCUAACUUACCCUGAUCUGCUUCAGAGCUCCCUCCGGAUUGUGCCAGGAAAUUAUGAAUCAGAUUUAGAUUCAAAAUCAGAAGACCCACCUGGAAAGCUUUGCAUUCUUUCUGUGCAAGCUUCCACCGGGGUGGAACCCACCCAACAUUUUGUUGAACAGAUCAAGACUGCAGAGUGUAUUGUGAAAAGCAAACCAGUGGAAAAGCCUCUUGUGCAGUAUGCCAAAGAGUUUGGUACAACUCAACAGGGUUUACUUCCAGGUUCAGAGUCUGAAUUGACAGUUUCCCAGGAGCACCUUCACCGAUUGGUGGAGCUAGAACCUCCAGUCCCACUGUUAACUAUAACACCCAGGCAUGAGCAUGGUAGAACUCAUCCUUUGAGAAGGUUAAAAAAGACCAACGAGAAGAAGAGGACAACCAAUCCACUAUACAACACCAUGUAAUCCUGGAACUUUUUAGUGUUUGUUUUGAUCUUCUAAAGGGGCAGGUGUAAUAUGUGAGGAACGUGCACUUUAUUGGUUAAUUUUAUAUAUUUUGACAUAUUUUAUGUUUUACUGUUCCUGAUGCAUGUAUGGUAUGGGCUUCCCUUACUUCUCCUUCCCUUUGUAAGUAAUUCCUGACAGCACAUGUGUUAGUCAGUGUACAUAUAUAAAUAUAUAUCAUUUUUUUUAACUUUUGAGAACCUCAGAUGUUUGUUUUAAGAGCUUCAUAGCAGGUAACUGUUCCAAGUUAAUCUUCAGGCUGUGUCACCGUAUUGACAGUGUCUACCAAUGCUGUAGAAACAACGCGCACUUUCAGAUGCAACGUGUUUCGGCUUUCUUCAGCACUUCAAGUCAAUGCUCUGUCUGAGGAUUGGUGACUUUUCGAUGUCCUCAGCAAAUGUGAAAGAUUGUUGAUGAGCAGAAGUUGAUUAUCAGUCUGCUGGUCUUGCAGUGUUCUGAAGUUGUCGUCCUCGGUUGUUUUUAGGAUUUUCACAAAUCUUAAGUUAUUGUAGAGUUUCCUUAUUUUAUUUUAUGGAGUCACCUUCUUUCCCUGCAUUCUAUACCAAAUGCCUUUUUGGGGUCAACAGUUUUGCCAUGCAUCUAAAGAUGCCAUGGCAAAUCUAAGGUUCAUAGUGCCACUUGGCUGUUGACUUUCCACUCUUAAUAUAAACCUUACUGAACAACAUGAAGCCUAUUUUUGUGGCAGGUCUGGAUAAUGACAUUUCAUGUGCUUUGCUGCACUGCGGACAGUUCUAUGUAACUGACCAGCCAUGGUAUCUCCACUUCUCGAACCCCUGGCAGUACAUCUU